AAACAAUAGUUCUAAUGGUUCCAGCUAGCAUUUAAAUUCAAUGACUAUCUCUUGUUUGUGUCUUUGGGUUUCAUUUCAGUUUAAGGACAUUUAGUGCGUUUAUAUACAUAGACUUGCAUGUGUUUUAAACACGUUAUGUAAAUUCAUUGGAAGAUUUGGAUAAAAGGAAGCAAACAAGCAGCAAGUUCGAAAAGAUUAUAGAUCGUUUUUACGAUGUUUAAUUUUAUGAAGAAAGGAGUUUUAGUGGCAUCAGGAAGUGCUAGCGAUAGAGAGAAGGCUGAGAGGGAGGAAAAAGAGAAACGAAAGCGUGAAAAGAAACAACGCAAAGAGGGUAAAAAUGCAUCGGGAGUACCGGGCAGCAUGAGCACCGAGGAGUUGUUACGACUGGAUGAGGCAAUACAUGUUCGUCGUUCCCUUAAAAUACGAGGACGUCGGAAGGAGAAGGAAAAAUUGCCUAGUGGAAUAACAGCUGAUUACAGUGCCGAGUUUUUUGCAGCAUUAAAUGCUGACGCUUCGGGUGGAAGUGAAUUAGAUCGGGGAAAUGAGGAAAUUGUAGCAUCUGUAAACACUACUAUAGAGAGUCGCUAUAACGGUAGCGGUAAUACGAGUAUACAUUCCAUUUCAGAAUCAUCUGCUUACUUGGGUGACGUCUCCAAGAGUCGUUUCAUGCUCCCUGUGCCGCCAAAGCCACCUAAACGUGGUAUACUCAAAGGAUCUCGAAGUAACAUUAGCAAUAUACAUGAGGAAAUAACAGUGGCAUCUCCAGAUGCACUGAUUCGCAACACAAUGCAAAAUGAGAUGAUUUUCGAUGGCAACCGAAGUAUGGGCUGUGCUGGAUCUAUUGGUUCGAGUUCGAGUCAGCAUGGAACUUCGUUUACGUCAGUGGAAAGUUUACGCAGUGAUGAAGGUGGCAUUCAACGUGCCAUGACUUUGCCAACUAGUGCUCGUUAUACAACACAUGUACCGCAUGCAAACCUUAGAGUUAUGACAUCACCUUCCCCAAGCGCCGAUAGUCUUACAGAUACCACAAAUUCCUCAUUUGCCACACCGCCAUUCUCACUUAGCCCCAUUGGAGAAUCUCAGGGCAUUGAGCGCUGGUCUAGGGUGCAAGCAUUUGAAGAUGCUGAUUUACCCCUGCCACCAAUAAGUUUGGUUAAACUGCCACCGGCAAGAUCAUUAACUAUUCGACGCAAAAAGUCUCCCAGGCAAGAUUUUGGCUUCAGUUUACGUAAAGCCAUUUGUUUAGAUCGAACUGAGUCAUUGGCAAAUCCUGUUUUUAAGCCGGUCAUAUUUGCCGAACCCGGUGCUGGAGGUGGCUCUACCGGUUUAUUACCCGGGGAUCGUUUGCUAAAAGUCAAUGGAACACCAGUAUGCGAUUUAUCACGAGAACUUAUCAUUGAAAUGAUAAGAACUAGUGGAGAAUCAGUUACCGUUGAAGUCCAACCCGUUUCGGAACUAGUUGAACUAAGUCGUCGAUGUAUGCCACAAAAUAAUACACAUGAUGUCGACGAAACUGAUCGUGCUCUUCUCAAUGUCAAUAAUUGUAAUACUUUGAAACGCAGUGCUAGUAAACGAAUAAAGUCUCGCAAUGCCAAUGAAUUGCAGCAACAAAAUUCGCAUGAAGAAAGCUCUAACUCUGUUACAAACGAUGGAAACUGCAAUAGUGACCAAGUAUGGUUGGUACAUCGUGGCGGUUUCUGUGCUGCUUUACGUUUGCCACAAACCAAAGCACAUUUGGAUAAUCACAAGGUUGUCAUACAACUCUUGCACAAUGGCGAAGAGAUGACCGUAGACGAGGAUGAUGUGGAAAAACAAAAUUCUCCAUCGUUAGACUUGGUUGAAGACAUCUGCGAAUUGAAGCAUUUAAAUGAGGCGUCAUUAUUGCAUUGUCUACGCCAACGUUUUGCCAGCAAUCUAAUUCAUACCAAAGCAGGGCCAACAUUGUUAGUAGUCAAUCCAAUGGCACCUUUAUCAUUGUAUUCUGAAAAGGUGGUGUCGAUGUUUCGCGGAUGCAAGACUGAAGAUAUGCCUCCGCACAUAUAUUCUUUGGCUCAAACCGCCUACAGGGCAAUGCUAGAAUCUCGUCGCGACCAAAGUCUAAUAUUCAUGGGUCGUUCUGGUUCUGGCAAAACAACUAGUUUUAAACACGCACUUUAUUACAUGGCGUUGGCAGCUGGUUCCGUUAACAAUUUCCUAAAUGCUGAAAAAGUGAAUUCGGUCAACAUUAUUCUGGAGGCUUUCGGAAAUGCAAAAACCUGUUUGAAUGCGAAUGCUACACGUUUAACCCAGUUAUUAAGUUUGGAUUUUGAUCAGUCUGGACAAAUAGCUUCGGCAUCAUUACAGGUUUUAUUGCCCGAACGACAAAGGGCUGGUCGCCGACUGAACAACGAACACUGUUUUCACAUAAUGUCCCGUUUGUUGGCUGGUGCCGCAGGAUCAUUGCAGAAGGAGCUGCAUAUUGAUAGUCUACCCGCGGAAGAUAAUCAUCCGUUUGUGUCAUUGUCACAAAAACUUGAAGACAGACAACGUGCUGCUGCGGAAUUCAUGAGAGCCGUUCAAGCAUUUGAAACAUUAAAUAUAGAUGCAAAGGCUGUUAGAGGCAUAUGGAGCAUUUUAGCGUCGAUAUAUCAUUUAGGAUUGGCUGGUGUUACUGUUGUUGGUGCAGGACCUACCGCAAGAAUUCAAUUUGCUAAUCCGUCAGCGGCUAGAAAGGCAUCAACGUUAUUGGGUGUGUCGUUAGAAGAUUUAUCGGGCGCUGCUUUUAAUGUUAACACAUCUGGUAGUACAAGUCCAUCCAAGACAUCUGGGGAUAAUAUUGAGUGUGCGUGGGAAAGUUUAGAUGCCUUGGUCAUCGGCUUAUACUCUGAAGCAUUAGCGGCUGUAGUAGCUCUGAUAAACAAAGCAAUUUGCACUUCUGCGCAUACUAUAGCGUCAAUUGUUUUAGUAGACACGCCUGGAUUUCAAAAUCCUGCAAGCUGUGGUUCUCAAAUUGGGGCUACUUUAUCGGAUUUGAAACACAAUUAUCUACAGGAACGCUUACAAUUAUUAUUCCAUCACAACACAUUGGUCGCUCCUAGAGAUCGAUAUGCACAGGAAUUAGUUGAAAUUGAUACUGAAUGUGUGGGUGACUCAAAUCCGGGACCCUUGGUUUCACUUAUCGAUAAAGCUCCACAAAAUCAUGUGGUGCGUUCGUCUCAAAGAGAUCUGCGCGAACAAGAUCGACGUGGUUUGCUGUGGUUAUUAGACGAAGAAUCAAUAUAUCCCAAUUCCAAUGACGAUACAUUCCUUGAGCGUUUAUUUUCCCAUUAUGGCGAUCGUGAACAUCAAACAUUAUUACGCAAAUGCACGGGUCCAAAGCAGUUUGUUCUUCAGCAUUUACAGGGAACCAAUCCCGUUUUGUACAGUGUUAAUGGUUGGGUACAUAAUAGUCGCGAACAUCCCUCCAUUCGCAAUGCCGGUUCGUUGCUUCAAGAUUCAUCCAGAGAUGAAAUCAGCCGUCUUUACAUUGGCUCUCUCACCCGCAGUUCUGGUGGUAUAGUAUUUUGUGGCUCAUUUGCUGGCCUUGAAGGCACCCAAUCAUUAAGAAGAGUAUCAAGUAUUAGAAGAUCCUUUACUUCAGCAGGUGUAAAACGUAAUUCCGUAAUGCUACAGGUUAAGUUUACGGUUGAUGGCAUUAUCGAUACUUUAAGACGUACUGGGACACAUUUUGUACACUGUUAUCUCUUGCAACACAACGCUGGACAACAUUCUGCAUUCUCAUCAAAUGGUUCUCCCAAUACAUUAGCCGUUCAAAAUUCCAAAGAUGAUUUGGUCAAUGUACCAUUAUUGCGAAGUCAGCUGAGAGGAUCUCAGGUUCUGGACGCUGCCAGAUUACAUCGUUUAGGUUUUCCAGAAUCAGUUCCCCUAGCAGAAUUUGUGAGACGGUUUGGUUUGUUGGUAGUCGAAUCAAAUAAAGAUAUUACAGUCGAACAAAUAUUGUCUUCCAAUGAAGUUGAUCCGGCUACAUAUCGUAUUGGACCAAGUCAGAUCUUAUUUCGUUCAGGUGUUUUGAGUGAAUUGGAAGCAAAACGCGAUGAACUAUUAUCGGAUCGCAUUAUUCAAUUGCAGGCAUAUUGUCGUGGUUACUUAGCACGUAAGGCAAUGGCUCAAAGAAGAGUGCAAGAACUUGCUGUCCGAUGCAUACAACGUAAUGUUAAAGCAUUCCUUGUUGUGAGAGAUUGGCCAUGGUGGCGACUGUUAGUACGUGUUAUGCCCUUAUUAAAUGUUCAUCGCACUGAGGAACAACUUAAAAUCGCAAAUGAAGAACUUCUAACACUUCGAGCCAAACUGGAGAGAAUUGAAAAUGAUCGUAGCGAACUUAAGACUGAAAAUCAAAAACUGGAACUCAAGUUAUCAGAAAUGACGGUAGAUUUAGCAGAAGAACGUUCUACGGCUAAUAUGGCAACAGAACGUUUGGAAGCUGAAACUGGAGAGCGUCUCCGUCUGGAAAAGGAGCUGUCGGAAAAGGAAGGCAAAGUAAAGAACUUGCAGGAAUCUACAGAAAAACUCGAAAUGGAAUUAAUUUGUGCCAAAUCCGAUUUGAAUGGCAUUUCAGAAGAAGAAGAAGAUCUAGAGAUCGAGGACGGUGGUUCAUCAGGCGGUAUAUACAAACUUAAGUAUGAACGUGUGGCUAAAGAACUAGAAUUUACCAAAAGACGUUUGCAAACACAGCACGAGCAUGAUCUGGAGCAACUAAUUGGACUGAAAAAACAAUUGGAAAAGAAGCUCAAUGACGCUUAUGAAGAGGUCGAAGAACAGCGUCAAGUUGUUGGCCAAUGGAAACGCAAGGCUCAAAAAAUGACCAAUGAAAUGAACGAUCUAAGAAUGCUUUUAGAGGAGCAAAACGGCCGCAAUAAUGUUUUGGAGAAAAAGCAACGAAAGUUCGAUUCUGAAUGUCUGGCAUUACAAGACACCGCUCGUCAAGAACGUCAAUCGAAGGAACGUUUAUCCCGAGAAAAUGAUAUACUAAUUGCUGAAAAAUUUACACUAGAACAAUCGUUAGCGGACACUCGUCUUGAGCUUGAUCUCAAGGAAGAGAAGUUGGCAUCGUUACAACGGGAGUUGGAGGAAAUGACAUUUGGUGGCGGUACUGAAGAGGAGAUUGCCCAGUUAAGACGGUCCAAAAAUGAAUUGGAUAGACGAGUCAAAGAACAAGAAGAGGAAUUGGACGAAAUGGCAGGUCAAGUUCAGUUGUUGGAGCAAGCUAAAUUACGCUUGGAAAUGACAUUGGAAACAAUGCGCAAAGAAGCGAGAAGAGAGGCUCAACAAAGGGACGAAGAACUGGAAGAAGCUCGUGGUAGUGCAUAUAAGAAAAUCAAAGCGCUUGAAUGCCAACUGGAGACUGAACACGAGGAACGAACUCUGUUAUUACGAGAGAAACAUGAAUUGGAACGCCGCCUUUCAUCAAUGGAAGACCAAGAUCGUGUGGAUCGACAAGCUGAAGAGGCCGCUAAUCAAAAAAUACGACGGGAUUUGCGUAAAUAUAAAGCACUACUUAAAGAUGCUCACGCUCAAUUGGAACGACUUAAGGCGGAUACACCUGGCAAGACUUUGAUACGUCAACUACGUAAUCAACUUGAGGAUGCAGAGUCAGCGCGCACUUUAGCAAUGAAGGCGCGUCAAACAGCAGAUGCCGAUUUGGCCGAAGUACAAUCAAUGUAUGAAGAGUCUAACAGAGCACGCAAUGAAGCUGAGGAUCGUGCGAACGCUGCCCAACGUGACCGUACCGAACUCCAAGCUCAAAUAGAAGAAAAUGAGGAAGAAUUGGCCGAACUCAUGAAAAAGUAUAGUGCAGCAGUCAAACAGCUUAAUACCGAACAAAUUGCUGCAUCAGAAUAUGAAUUUAAAUUGUCGGAAUUGGAAGCAGAACGAAAUAAUCUCAAAGAGCAAAUAGCAGAAUUACAACACAGACUGGAAAAUAUCGAAAAUUUGACAGAUCCCUCCGCGGCUAUGAUGUCAAAACGAUUGGAAUUACGUACCAAAGAAUUGGAAUCACGAUUAGAAUUAGAACAGGCCACUAGAGCUCGUUUAGAAGUUCAAGUGAAUCGUCACAAAGAAGGCUUGGAACGGCUACAAAAUGAAGUUACUCAAGCUAAAGUUCGGGAAGUACAGGCCCAAGAUGCUCUAAAAAAGUCUCAGAAAAGUUUAAGGGAAUUGCGAGAAGAAUUCCACGUAGUUUCGGGUAGAGAACAGGAGUCUGUAACAAAACGUAAGGAUUUAGAAAAGAAAAUAGAACAAGUCGAAUCUGAAUCGACUGCUCUGAAAAAUGAUUUGCGAUUAGCUCUACAACGUAUUGCUGAUUUACAACAAGCAAUGGAAGAAGGCGAUGAAGAUUUAACAGACAGCGAGGAUUCGCACACUUCGGAUGGCUCUCUUAGCGAUCUAGAAGAUCGCCUAAAACCUAUACAAGUACGACGAUCAUCUCUACAAAAACAAAACGGCGGCUCAGUUAGUACCACCACCACCUUAGUCCGUGAGAAAGCAGAUAAUAGUCCCAGAAUCACCUUGACCUCACCCUCCUCUCCGCAUAUACAUAAAUUGGUACUGACUGCCAAAAAAUUACUUGAUGAUGACCCCAAACAAUCUUCAUUGACAACAUCCAAUAGAGACUCUUUAAAAAAUGGUGAUGUUUCUUAAGUCUACUAUGGUGGACUAUGAAUUCAAGUACAUAAACAAAUUGGUUGUAAUUUUAUUUAAAAGAAAAACAAAACAAAAAACUGGCACAAUGUUUUUUAACAAGCUUUAAUCUUUAAAAUAGAACCACGAAAAAUCUUAAAGAUCUUAAAGUACUACGUGUUUGCGUUUGCUAAAAUUGUAAUACAUACAUGGAAAAUUUUAUCUUAAACAUAAAAUAUAAAAAAUAGCAUAACACACAAAAAGAAAAACACCACCUAAGAUUAAUUAAAUAAUUUUUUUUUAAUAGAAAUUAAAAUAUGAAUAAUCACGGGAAAUAACGUUAUUUUUAUAAUACAUUUGAAAUUCAAACUGUUUCCUUAUUAUUAAUCGAAUUGGAAAUUAAAAUAAAAGAAAAGAAAAAUAUAUACAAAUUGGAUAAAAAGGUAUUUAUUGUUGAAUGAAUCCUUGCAAAAAAAAAAAACAAAAAACACACAUAGAUAUUUAUGUACUUUAUUAAUAGAAUUAUAGAAGCGUCUAGUAUAUUCUAAUUUAUUACUAUUUUUCUUUAGUUAAAUCGAUUGUUUUUAAUUAUUAUUUUAUUUCAUCUUGUAUUUAUCAAUGUAUAGUUUUCUUUUUUUUUUGUUUCUUUAUUAUUAAUUAACAUCAAUAUAUUUCUUUAUUAUUAAUAAAUAUUUAUUUUAUAUAAAAUGAGCGAAUCAUUAAACAAACUAAAAAAAAUAAUAAGCAAAUAAUUUAAAAUGAAAUAAAUUACAAACAUAAUCAUACUACCUAUGUAUUUAAAAUUAGACUUAUUUAAUUAUUUUUGUUAUUAUUGAUCUAUUAUUAUAAAUAAAUGAAUGCAUUAAAAUAGUUAUGGUUAAUUUAUUAAUUAUUUUUAUCAAUAACAUAAGAAGAAAGAAAAUAAUCGUUCAAUAUUUAUACAACCAACAUACACAUAACCCAAAUCUACAUACGAAAUAAACGUAUGUAUGUAUUUAUAAUUUAAUUAAAUCAUAUUAUGCAUACAUUCAUAUAACAAAUUACAUAAAUAACAGCAAUUAACAUAAAAUAUUAGGUCAAUAUUAUUUAAGUCAUUUACGUACAUAAAAACAAUUAAAUCAAUACAAUAACACUCUAACCAACCACACAUCCUAUAUCGUGAAAAUCCUAAAGUUCCAGUAAAUCUUUUUUGAUUAAACAUUUUUUAAAAACUCAAAAAUUAAUUGUCAUUAGAAAUUUUAUACAUAUAUUGCAAUCAUAAAAUUAAUAAAAAUAGCUAAACCUCAUUAAUAAUCGUAUCAUCAUACAUAAUAUUAAAAGAAAAUAAACAUUUUAAUAAUAAAACAAAACAAAAAA
Molecule: messenger RNA, 8010 nt
Organism: Calliphora vicina (urban bluebottle blowfly)
Lineage: Eukaryota; Metazoa; Arthropoda; Insecta; Diptera; Calliphoridae
Gene: Mhcl
Product: Myosin heavy chain-like
Exons: 19
Coding region: 214-6675 (2153 amino acids)
Biological process (GO): actomyosin structure organization
Cellular component (GO): myosin filament; cytoplasm; myosin II complex
Molecular function (GO): actin filament binding; cytoskeletal motor activity; ATP binding
Source: RefSeq, a predicted model, not a curated record